Messenger RNA from Acytostelium subglobosum LB1, 3576 nucleotides. RefSeq lists its product as hypothetical. The record is from RefSeq and is a predicted model, not a curated record. The coding region runs from base 1 to 3576 and encodes 1191 amino acids. The transcript has 3 exons. Lineage: Eukaryota; Evosea; Eumycetozoa; Acytosteliales; Acytosteliaceae. Gene Ontology annotation, molecular function: protein binding.
AUGCCACUUGACUUCAAGUCAUUGCCCAGGAGCAUAUUGACACAUGGCAACAUCGAGAUGCUCCAGACAUACCUCACCGCCACAAACAAUCGCAUGCUCCCCAUUGACACGCUGUCCCACCUCCAUCUGGCCGUCGACUCUGGAAAUGUGGAGUUUGUGCGUCUGUUGCUCCAACACAUCCCGUUCAAGGAUGACGACGGCAACGACUGCCGCGAAACCAUCGAUCAACUAUUCUUUGGAGUGAUCAAGCUGAGACGAGGUGUCAGUGUUGCCAUGCUCAAAGUGCUGCACGAGGAGUUCAACUGUCUGUUUACUUUCGACAUUAUAUGGAAUGCUUGCUUGUAUCGAUCGACCAAGUGCAACAUGCUAUCAAGUGUGCAGUACAUCGUGGACAAUAUGCCAACGACAGUCAAUCUUGAAUGGGAUGGUUUGGCCGAGUGCAGGAUACGUUGCGCACUUAACGGCAGCGUCGAAAUCUUCAAACUAUUGACAGAGUCAGCGAUAUUCACCGAUGAGUCAUUGAACCCUUGGAGACGCGAUGACUUUGGCGACAUUUUAAGUGUGGCCAAAGAUGCUGGUCACGAGGCUUUCGUCAAACAUUUCCGACCCAAUGAGGGGGAGGAGCUGCCCGAGGCCAAGCCGUUCAUGUCACAGUUGGCCGUCAUACGCAAUAAUGACUGGGUGAAUCUAGAGUCACUCAUCAAUAGUGACGGCAUGAAUGUGGAGUUGGAUACAAAGACCUGUAGACGAAUGUCAGAGUCGAUGGCAAGGUUUAUCACAAGUGGACGCACGGCAAGGAGGCCAAAGUUCUUUGGCAGCUCUGUCCUCAACAUGGUCAAGGCGGUCGGCAAGCCGGGCAGCAACAUCACCGCAGAGAUAGUCUGUCAGUUCAUUGUUAAUUGCGAUCACAAUCGACCCAAGUUUGGCCACCGCGCGAUGAGGUGCGCGGCAGGGUAUUCUGCCCAAGUGAUGCAGUUGCUGAACAAGCAUCUUGGUGUUAGAUACGAUGCAGAAUUCAUUAUACAGUCGAUGAGGAAUCAGUGCAGAGAGACGAUGGCCUUGCUCUUCCAACACAUAGUCGAUCCUGGGGACUUUGACAAUUUGGUGGAUAUCAAGAAUGGAGCACACCAUCUGAUCCACAAGGGAUCGUUGGAUGACAUCAUCCUGAUGCUGGACAACUUGGACCUUGUUAGACGAGACCCCAAGAUAUGUGAGUGGGCUGCGAUCAAUCCCAACCCGAUGGUCUUUGAGCACAUUGUCAAUAUGUUCAAGCUGGAGAAGCUGGACAAGUCGAUUGUAAAGGCAGUGUUUGAUCGGGCACUAACCCAUGAUAGUCCUCAAGCAAUCAAGAUACUUCAGCAACGAUUCAUCUCGUCUGGCAAGCCAGUGCCCGCCCCCAAACCAAUUCUCCAAACACUGCACGAGAUGGCCGAGAACAAUGCCUAUCAUUCACUCGAGUUCUACUUCAACUCAGACACGUUCGCCAUCAACUCCCUACCACGCGAUCAAUUGCGAACCUUUCACUCCAUACGAGAUGUUGCCUAUCACAUUGGUGCCACUCAUGUGAUCAAGCUGUGCACUGAUCAUAUCAACUCGAUCAAUCAACAAUCAAGACAACAGGAUACCAUACUCAAGUCCGACACGAGGUUGGCGACAUGUCACCCAGGGAUGGAGACAGCAUUCCGUUCAGUGAUUGGUGAUAAUAAGCUUGGAAAGAAGAUCAUGGAUCAGAUUGGUAUUGUGCAUAGGUCACUUGGUAUUGAUCCAGAGUACAUUAUCAAGGGUGCAAAGCUACUCGACAAUCAUUGUUUGGAAGAUUACCUCAAGUUUGAUGCCACGGAAUGGUUCCUCAAAUCAUACACCGACUCGUCAUUCGCAAACAUCGUCCACAACAACACAUCAUUGUUGGAGGAAGCCUUUACAAAAUGCAACGCCCGAGCCGUCGAUGUUCUGCUGGCCAAUCCCAACAUGACGCUGGAUGGACACUCAGCCUCACUCAGCUUCGUCUGGAAUGUGUCGGAAUGUACUCAUCCGGAUUGGGAGAGAUUGUUGGAUCAGUACCUCAAGAUCACUUGUCAAGCCGCUUGUCCCGAGCCUGACAAAGAUGUCCUUGCCAUCAUCCGACAUCCGUCCUUCCUUCGCAGGCUCAUCCAGUCUGGCGCCACACUCACGCAAAUCUACGAUCAGAACAACAGCGUCGAGCGCAUGUCCAAGGGAUGGCUCACCAAGCCGUGGGCUGUCGAGAUGCUCCAGGAGCUUCUCAAACAUGAUCUACUGCGCCCUGAUUGCCAGGCUGCCCUUCUUCUCAAGGCAAUCGAACUCAACCUAAUAUUGAUCGUCAAGCACUUUAUCGAUACAGGUCUUGUCACUGAGUUGCUGUCUUUGGAUGACAUUAACUCAAUUACUUUGGAAUCUCAAUCACUGAUCGAACAUUGUUGCCAGCAUGGACAAGUGGCGUGUAUGGACCUGAUGCUUCCCCUUGUCACAUUGCCUGGGGCAAUGGGACCGGCGAUUGACUUGGGUGAUUGCUUCAAAUGUGCAACCAAGUAUGGACAUUUGGAGAUUGUUAAGAAGAUUCACUCCAUGAUCAAGUCCAGUGGCGCAACACAUGCAUUGGACUCAAUCGGCUAUGCACUAUCAAGAGGUCACCUGGAUGUGGUCAACUUCAUUCUCAAUGUCAUCCCCAAGGACCAGAACAAACGAUGUUCAAUCAGCACCAUCCACCACAGCAUCCUUUCAGUUGACUUGCUCAAACGACUAAUGGCACACUCCAACCUUGAUUGUGGGUUUGAAAUGGUACUCAGCAGCGCGGUACAGGCUGGCGACAAGACUGUCAUAGACCUUUUGAAUUUCACCUUCAUAAACCAUGAGGAUGCUCUCAACAACGCAGUUGCUAUUUUUGACUUGGAUACCAUCAGAAGGAUCAUCAAAGGGCCCAAACAAAAAGCAAAUCUCUCAAGAAAUCAUAUGUGCACAUUGUUGGAACACAUGGCAGCUCCAGGCUGCAAGCUGAGCGAGAAAGAGUUUAUCGAGCUUGUUCGUCCGCACUUGACAAAGACGACCAUCACAAAAAUGCUAGAUGUGGCAUCAUCAAUAUCUUUAUCCCUGUUCAAGUUUGUUCAAAACAACUUCACCAAGGACAUUGUAUUGGGAAGCAACAACUUCAGAGAGUGGAUUGACAACAGCGUGGAACGAUGCGAUAUUGAAUCGAUUGGAUAUCUUCUCAAACUCGCUGAGAUUGCCUUCAAAGAGGAGGAAAAGAAGUUUAGUCUUGGCAACAUAAUCACUUUGGAGAAAUGCAAUACAACAAUCAUUGAAUAUCUUCUGGACAAUGGAUACAUUGAUGUCGGUGACGAUGACACUGGGCCUAACAAUGCACUUGUACAAUUGGUGGACAUGGCUUGCAUUGAUGGUAACUUGGACUUCAUCCGCCUGAUACAUCAGCGCUGUACAACCCCAACACAGCUUCGCAGGUAUAUCCCCUCAUUUGAUAAUCAGACUCGACUCUUGGAAUGGUUCAACUGCUCAACACUAUUAUUUAUCAUUCUUGCAAUGAAGGACACCUCAAGAUUAUAG